GCCUCUCGGUUGCCCCAGGACACAGCAGCCUCGCAGGUGUUUAUAAUGGGGAGGAGUUCGUGUUCGAGGAGAGCAACUGGUACAUCGUCAACCUCUUCAAGCUCCUCUGGCACUACGGGCUCAACCCCCUAAGGAUGUACAUGUGGGUGGAGGACAUCCUGGACAAGUUCAUGCGGAUCUAUCGCUACCAGAUGCAUGACUAUGCCUUCAGCAGCAACGAGCGCCUGCUCCAUGCCCUGGGAGGGAACGACUUCAUCCAGAUGCUGAACCAAACCAUCGACGAAGCCAUGCAGAAAGCUGGCUUCUCCCAUAAAUUCAUAAAUGAGGUGGUUUGUCCAGCCAUGAGAGUCAAUUAUGGGCAAGGUGUCAACAUCAAUGGUUUUGUAGGUGCUGUUUCUCUGGCAGGGGUGGAAUCAGGCCUUUGGUCAGUAAAAGGUGGGAACAAACUUGUCUGCACUGGCCUUCUCUAUGCUUCCAAAGCUGAAGUUAUCUCUGGUACAGUUUUAUCUAUAGAGCCAAAAGUCAGACCCAGGCGUACAGGGGACCCUGUAAAGCUCUACCAGGUGACAUAUGACACUGCAUCAGGACUGACAGGGGACACGUACGACAUCGUUGUCAUCGCUGCUCCGCUCAGCCGCAAAAUGGCCAACAUCACCUUCAAGAACUUCGACCCUCCUGUCCCCGAGUUCCCAAACCCUUACCACAAGACUGUGGCAACGUUUGUGCACGGACGAUUAAACGCCUCUUUCUUCGGUUACCGGGACCCCGAGGCUUUUAAUUUUGGUGCCAUCUUCACUAUGGAGAAUCCCAAACUGUUCAUCAAUAGCCUGGGGGUGGUGUCUCCCGUGGAGGAUGGAGGUGGUGAAGGAAAGCCGUCCUUGCAAUCAGCUGUCUGGAAGGUGUUUUCCAAGGAGGUGCUCACCAAAGAGCAGCUUAACCUGCUCUUCUCCUCCUACGACUCUGUCAAGGUGAAGACGUGGUUGGCCUAUCCCCACUACAGCCCCCCUGAGAAGUGCCCUCCUGUCAUCCUCCAUGACAACAUCUACUACCUGAACGGCAUCGAGCGAGCGGCCAGCGCCAUGGAGAUGAGCGCCAUCGCUGCCAAAAACGCCGCCCUGCUGGCUUACCACCGGUGGUACGGCAACACCGACAGGAUCGACCAGGAGGAUUUGCAUGAGAGGCUGAAAACGGAGCUUUGA
This is a messenger RNA of Nestor notabilis (Kea), 1199 nucleotides long. RefSeq names its product prenylcysteine oxidase 1 (gene PCYOX1). Gene Ontology annotation, biological process: prenylcysteine catabolic process; prenylated protein catabolic process. Lineage: Eukaryota; Metazoa; Chordata; Aves; Psittaciformes; Psittacidae. The annotation marks the transcript as partial. The record is from RefSeq and is a predicted model, not a curated record. Gene Ontology annotation, molecular function: prenylcysteine oxidase activity. The transcript is spliced from 4 exons.